AUGUUGGGUGCUAGGUUCACAUCGGUGAGUACCGAGGCGAGAUCCAAAUCCAAACCGCCGCCGCUGCCGUCGCCACCACCGCCGCCGCCGCCGCCUGCGGCUGACACGCGAUUACACCUCCCCUUUUCCCCUCUGAAACUCGUCGAGAGUAGAAUUUCCUGCAUCCCGUACGUGCCGAUCGCCUCGUCAGGAUAUUUUUCACUUUCUAAUUUAUGUUUCUUUUUCUCUUUUGUCUAUAUAGCGAAGGAGCUCAAAGUAUGCGGCAGCGUGAGGAGCGGUGGCGAGGUAUGCUGCUCGGCCGACAUGGAGGUGAGAUUGCAGGCGCGAGCACGCGACAAACACGAGAAGUUCACCAAAGAAAGUCUCUAUAAAACGCAUCAGCUCCUGCAAGUGCGGGCAGAGAAGUUCCAUGAAUUUUUCAAGACUCUACUGAAUGUCAGCAAACGAGGUUUUCACGAGAUGUUCAAGAAGACCUACGGUAUCCUUUACGAGCAGAACGCGUACGUCUUCACGGACUUUUUUCAGGAGCUGGAGAAUUAUUUCUUGAAGGGAACGGUGGACCUCAAUGACGCUAUGGAUAAUUUCUUCAAUACUCUUUACCAGAAAAUGUUUACCGUGCUCAACAGUCAGUACAACUUCGACAAUAAGUAUCUGGAAUGCGUGGGCGAACACAUGAAGGAGAUGCGGCCGUUCGGGGACGUGCCGCAGAAAUUAGGCGUGCAAAUUAAACGAUCGUUCGUGGCCACGAGGGCAUUUAGCCAGGCCUUGACCGUCUCUUCGAACGUGCUGAAAAAUAUGCAAUCGCUGAGCAAGCCGUCGGCGGAUUGCGCAGCUGCCUUGACCAGGAUGACAGCCUGUCCGGCCUGCAGCGGUAUAUCGGACAAAGUGCUGGCGUGCGGCGAUAUGUGUGCCAACGUGAUGAAGGGUUGCUUGGCGCAGUACGCGGCACUCGACACUGACUGGAAUCAUUUCGUCGAGGCCGUGGACAAGAUCGCCGAUCGAUUGCUCGGACCGUUCAAUAUCGAGGUGCUGGUGCGUCCGAUAAACCUGAAGAUCUCCGAAGCGAUCAUGAAUUUCCAGGAGAGCAGCCAGGACGUGUCGCAGCGCGUGUUCACCGGUUGCGGCCGGCCGAUGCUGGGUAGACGUAGACGCAGGGACAAUCGCGAGCUGGAGCUGGAGUCCUUAAACUUUGAUCAGGAACCGCCACCGGGGGAACGGCCAACCAACGAAAAGACACUGGAGAAGCUGGUAAAAGAAAUACGUCAGCGAUUGCGCGAUCUCAGACAAUUCUGGAUCUACAUGCCAUACCGGAUGUGCAACGAGGGUAGUCUGGUUGUGCCACCUAGCAAUACGAAGGAAUGUUGGAACGGCACACACGUAGACAAGUACAUAUACCCGGUGUCGUCCGACGGCGAGUCUCAGAUGAUGAAUCCGGAGGUGCGCAGUUUAGGAUCAUCAAGACCGACUGUUGUGAGGGAUCAGAUUUUCGCGCUCACCACCAUCACGAACAGGUUGAAAUUGGCGUUCAACGGACAGGACGUUGAUUGGAUCGACACUGACGAAACGUGGUACGGUUCCGGCAGCGGGUCGGGUGACGGUUCGUUCACCGACGACGAGGACGGCUUCAAGGAGGGCUCCGGCUACGAGGGACCACGCACGGAAUCGGAACCGGAACCGCCGAAGCAACCGCCGCCAUCGGUCGUCCACGAGGUCGAGACGCCGCCGCGGGUGGACAUCGAGCCGCACAAGGGCGCGGGUAUAAGUAACACGGGUACGAGCAGCAACCAGACCAUUUCCGCGAACGGCGGAGAGGACAGCAGGCCGCAGAUGUCGCUGUUCAGGGCGCUGACGACGUACUUAAUGCCGAUAGUCGUGAUGUGGUUCGGCGGUUGCUUCAACGACUUGCUGUGAUCGUGUGGACUUUGUGACUAUGAACGUAGCGUUGUGUAAAUAUUACCCGAUUGCGAAGCCGCUAUCCUGAUAGCGACGUGCGAGGGAGGGUGGAGUCCGUCGCUCGACGGACUCGGAUCGCAUUAAUCGCGCGUCGGAUCAUCUCGCGAAGAUGCUUCCAAGAAAUUGACGUUUUCGUAAACGGAGCGGUCUAUUCCUCAGAUCCUCGAACGCUUCCAGCACUCGCCAAAUCGAUUGCGUGCAUUAAAUCGAUUUAGCGAAGUACCGAAGUCGCGUUAGUCGAUCAAUUUAGCGAGAACAUGGAUACUCGUGGCCAUAGCUAUACUCCGAUCUUGCCAUAACUUGGCAAGAGAGGAAGAAAUCGUGCGAGAGAUUCGUUCAUCCACGAAUGCUGUUUGAAUGAGAGACUGUAGAACGCGGAACGAUCGUUUCACUGUUGUACAACAAUAGCAGCAGCUCUCGUCCCGGAAACAGACAGAAAAGACGCUCGAAUCGUCUUUCGACCGUAGUUUAGAACUAAGAAAAUGAUUCCACGACCGCCGAGCUGAACUUCAUAUUGAAUAUCUGAGAGCGAUUUCACUUCCCUUCUCCACUUUGCUCUCUCGAGAUGAAUCACGCCAGGUGUAUUCUUCCACCGCUCGUGACAUGCGUGGCCAUUUCGCAGGGGAAUUUCCUUACGAAGUACACAAGCGUACUCCGCGUACCCUUCUAAACACGAACGCGAGAUAACUUUCGAGAUUUCUACUUCCGAAAGACGUCUCGGGAGGGAAUUUUUACGGUUGGAUAGAUAUUACAAGUGUAAUGCCGUGUUGUACGCUGUUACAGAUCACUGCGUCAUUUAAGGACCUUUCCGAAUAGAUGUACCGUUAACGUUAUAUCAAACUCUUACUGCCAAUUGUCGAGAUUGAAAUUUCUACUUAAGUAGAUUACCGGUAGUGGGAUAACAACGCGAUUAUAAUCUUAUAAUCAGUAUAAGUCUUAUAUCAAUUAUAAUCUGGACCGAAUCUUUCCGAAUUUUAGAUACGCGUUCGAGCUUAUUCUACUGCCGUUUGGAAAUACGAAUUUGAAACAGGUAAAUUAUCGCGAUCAAAUACGCUAUGUCGCGACGGAAAGAUGACUCGUGCCAGUCGAGUUGAAAUUUUUCCGAACUUUAAACGCAUUCUCUUGUAAGAUUAUUACUGCCAACUCUAAGGAUACCCGAAAACUUUCUCGUCCUUUCUAUGUGAAUAUCUAAUGCAAUAUCGCAAAGUUAUCCUUGUUAAUCCGUAUUUUUUUUUUCUUGGCACGCAUCGUUUGAUAAGCGGCCGAAGAUGUGAUCAUCGAUCAGACGAUCAACGGCGCGAUUGCCGCAUUGCGUGCCGGUAAUAGCUCGGUGAGUGAUUAAGAAGCAAUGUGACUCGUACGUCGAUUGUGCAUCGCGGCGAUUUUGUUAUGUGCAAAUCCGAAACGAUCAUGCGAAAAGAAAGAGAGAGAGAGAGAGAGAGAGAGAGAGAGAGAGAGAGAGAGACGUUAAUUAAAUACACCCGAAAUACGUAAGAUGGGCCGAACGGAGUAUACGAGUGGAAGCGGGACUAAGUAUUUAUUAAGUGUUCAUCAUGAGAGCGACCAUCUUGGGAUCUCUAAUUCAUGAAUCCCGGAUGCGCGCGGCAGGAGGCACGAACAAUCAGGAUCCUUGUCCCCGUGACGUUUCACUGUCGCGGAUUGGAUUUGCAGAUAAGCCGCAGCCCCGUACGUACGUCGCGUUAAUUAAAAUCGAAGAUUUUAGCAUGUAACUGCACAUUGAGCGUCAAAUACAUUUUACGCGUCAAACGCGUCAUUCUACUGACCGUCAUUUUAUAUUAUUCAUUUUUUGAUAGUCGUCAGAACAGAAGCUGCGAAGGGAUCACGAAGUACGGGAUCAGUGAUUCCGUGAUUCCGGACAAGGAUUCCACUUGGCUCAUGUUAUACGCGGGAUUUAUUAACGAAGACCAGCGUGCACGCCGCUCGGUUUCGUCGGUCGCGAAUACGAUCCCUUUGGUGCGACCUGUAACGCGAUACAAUCAAAUGGAAAUAGCAAUUAACGCGAUAGUAAUGGCCUGCGCGCGAGCACCGGAGGGAGUUACGUUAUCGCGAAACCGAGCCGUGGCACUGCAACAUUAAUCUACGAUAGAAUUAAUAGCAUGGAAGAGACGCUGGAUGAACGUUCGUUACGAACGUGAGGUGUAAAUAAAGGAUAGCGGCGAUAAGGAUAAGAAGGGAGUGUGAUAAGAAUGCGACGUGACGCUUACGGUUUCGGCGUUAAAAAUGAAGUAUAUGUGUAUGUGUCAGAGACUUUAUACGACGUAAGAGAGGAAUUGUGUGUGGAAAGACGACUGUCGGAAGUACAGUUACAAAAGGAACAGAAUCGGUUGGUUCUCCAAUUACGUGGAUUCCGUGUUUUGUCGAGCGUUAUGAGUCAUCGAACGAAAUAAUGGUACAAGUCAGUGAUAUAACGGAUUAAUCUUUUUUUUUAUUCUUUUUAAUCAGACGACUUUUCUUCGUCUUAGAUUGUUUUCUAAUUUAAUCAAAUAAAUGAAAGAAAUAUAUUAGGCUCGCUGAAAUAGCUAAUUUCGGUAUGUAAAGUUUGUAAUCCAUUGUCUUUACGUGAAAGGAGUUUUCGU
Messenger RNA from Wasmannia auropunctata (little fire ant), 4550 nucleotides. It is a transcript of the gene dlp, whose product is annotated as glypican-6. Bases 1 to 1911 code for a protein of 636 amino acids. The transcript is spliced from 9 exons. Lineage: Eukaryota; Metazoa; Arthropoda; Insecta; Hymenoptera; Formicidae. The record is from RefSeq and is a predicted model, not a curated record. Gene Ontology annotation, biological process: cell migration; regulation of protein localization to membrane; regulation of signal transduction. Gene Ontology annotation, cellular component: extracellular region; synapse; plasma membrane.